AAAACUAACAGAAAGAAAAUGUAAGAAGCCUUCCUGUGUGUUAGGAGGGGAUUUUACCAAGUGGUUGAUCCAAAAAUGUGCCAGUGGUGGUGGGAUAUGAAAACACAGUUCUUACCUUUUUCCAGCACUGGUGUUUAUGAGUUUGGCAAGGACAGGGGUGCCAGAGCUGAGAUCCUUCACAGAGCAUCUGUGACUUCUAUUCAGUCAUCUUGGUACGAGGACACUGUUUGCAGAAUGGGCUGCAGUCUGUGCCUCUUCCCCUGCUGUACAAUGUGCCUCUCACAGAGUGACUGCUUCUGUCUAAUUGCUGCCUGCAGCUCUGUGGGUCUCCUUCUGCUGCCUCCCAGGCAGGAUUUUUACUGUGAAUUCAUUUCAUUCUUUGGCUUUCCCUUCAAAGCUAGAGUUGCAAAGGACAGUAGCUACCGCCAGCUUUUACUCACAGAUCAACUCCUAGGUGAAACCAAGUCACUUUCUCUCCUUCCUUUGGUCUCUCCUCCUGAAGUGCUGGUUGGUCCCAGUUCCUGGGACUAUUUGGACAGGGACCUUCAUGCCCCUCACUGCUUGGUGUUUUCUGCAUCCAUCUCUUCAGGGUCUUCAGAAAGGCUCCAUUUGUGGCCUUGGGGCCAAGUACAGUCAAUGCACGCCCUUUCUCCCUGGGAAUUGAUGUCAGAGACUCAGACCCUCAGGCAGAUUCUGUCUUGUUCCUUUUCAGGUGUAUUGAUUCACCAGUGGCUCCUGAGGUGUGAAGAACAUAGGAGAACUCUCUGGAACCACUGAAGAAAUCUUUGGGACUUCCCAGACCGUGGGCUUCUGUGGUUAUGGCCACCACUUUCAUGGUGGUGCAGUGGAAUGUCCAGCUAGUUCAGGAGUACAAAGGAAAAUACUUCAAUAAGCAAUCAUCUGACAGCCAAAAAUAAAUAAAUGAAUAAA
Fukomys damarensis (Damara mole-rat) is the source of this 930-nucleotide messenger RNA. RefSeq lists its product as uncharacterized. The transcript has 2 exons. The record is from RefSeq and is a predicted model, not a curated record. NCBI's taxonomy places the organism in Eukaryota, Metazoa, Chordata, Mammalia, Rodentia, Bathyergidae. Bases 76 to 777 code for a protein of 233 amino acids.